GCCCACUGAUAGCCAACUUUUGUGAGAUGCAAUAGUCGAAUGUUGCAUCCAUCCUUCAGACCCUAAAUUUAGUUGAAGCAUUUCUAGUGAAUGGGCAGUCACGGGCAAACGACAAACAAGCCUUUGCCCAUAACAAUCCUUCUGCAGUUCGAACCCCCUUUUUCCUUCCCACUCCUCCAACCUCUACCCUUCUGGCCUCUCUUACCGUUCGUAUGUAUUACUCCACUCUACUCCGGCUGGAUGGGGUUUCUGAAAACCGCAUGGAAAGUGCUCCGUAAUAAUGGAUCCUCCGUAACGGCAACGCAUCCGCAGGUUACAACAUACUUACCUUAUUACUUGGGCAGUAUUUUCCAUAGCUCCAGCCACCCCAUGCCAUUGGCCAAUUCCUCAGCGGUCUCGUCAGGGUUGACGCCGGAAUACCGCGUGGUUUCUAUUCCGGGGGAAAUGCAGGUCGGGGUCUUGCCGCUUUUUCUCCUCUUUCUAAAGUUCUAACGGCCGGCUUUGGAUCCUAACAGGGAAGAGCUCCUUCCG
This is a messenger RNA of Aspergillus vadensis CBS 113365, 531 nucleotides long. RefSeq lists its product as uncharacterized. NCBI's taxonomy places the organism in Eukaryota, Fungi, Ascomycota, Eurotiomycetes, Eurotiales, Aspergillaceae. Bases 91 to 492 code for a protein of 133 amino acids. The transcript has a single exon. The record is from RefSeq and is a predicted model, not a curated record.